This is a messenger RNA of Athalia rosae (coleseed sawfly), 2218 nucleotides long. It is a transcript of the gene Hsc70-4, whose product is annotated as heat shock 70 kDa protein cognate 4. Gene Ontology annotation, molecular function: heat shock protein binding; misfolded protein binding; ATP hydrolysis activity. Lineage: Eukaryota; Metazoa; Arthropoda; Insecta; Hymenoptera; Athaliidae. Bases 163 to 2127 code for a protein of 654 amino acids. The record is from RefSeq and is a predicted model, not a curated record. Gene Ontology annotation, biological process: vesicle-mediated transport; cellular response to unfolded protein; protein refolding. Gene Ontology annotation, cellular component: nucleus; cytosol; cytoplasm. The transcript is spliced from 3 exons.
GAGCCCGAACAUGGGGAUGCUGGCUCCCGAUUGGCUGAAGAGAGUGAGCCAAGGGGGAACAUUCCAGAAGCGUCCUUCCGCCAAAUAAUAUAUACGGGCGAGGUUCCUCUCGUGCUUUAGUCUUAUUACGAACUCAGGAAAGAAAGUUUUCAGAACAACAAAAUGGCUAAGGCACCCGCAGUUGGUAUCGAUCUUGGAACCACCUACUCCUGCGUCGGAGUAUUCCAGCAUGGAAAGGUCGAAAUUAUCGCUAAUGACCAAGGAAACAGAACAACCCCUAGCUAUGUGGCGUUCACCGACACUGAGCGUCUCAUCGGUGAUGCCGCUAAAAACCAAGUUGCCAUGAAUCCCAACAACACAAUUUUCGAUGCCAAACGAUUGAUUGGUCGUCGCUUCGAGGAUCUAACCGUCCAAGCAGACAUGAAGCAUUGGCCCUUCAAUGUCGUCAGUGACGGCGGUAAACCGAAAAUUGAAGUACAGUACAAAGGAGAAUCGAAGACUUUCUUCCCCGAAGAAGUGAGCUCAAUGGUCCUGGUAAAGAUGAAGGAAACUGCCGAAGCUUAUCUUGGCAAGACCGUCACCAAUGCCGUGAUCACUGUUCCUGCUUAUUUCAACGACUCACAACGUCAGGCAACUAAAGACUCGGGAACCAUCUCAGGCCUGAACGUACUACGAAUCAUCAACGAACCCACCGCUGCCGCUAUUGCAUACGGUCUUGACAAGAAAGCCGUUGGCGAACGAAACGUCCUCAUUUUCGAUCUUGGUGGCGGCACCUUUGAUGUUUCCAUUCUUACGAUCGAGGAUGGAAUCUUUGAGGUGAAAUCUACUGCCGGAGACACCCAUCUGGGAGGAGAGGACUUUGACAACCGUAUGGUCAACCACUUUGUUCAAGAAUUCAAGCGAAAGUACAAGAAGGAUCUCACCCAGAACAAACGAGCCCUUCGACGUCUCAGGACCGCUUGCGAGAGGGCGAAGAGAACACUUUCCUCAUCAACCCAGGCCAGCAUUGAGAUUGAUUCACUCUUUGAGGGAAUUGACUUCUACACCUCCAUCACAAGAGCGCGUUUCGAAGAGCUGUGCGCUGACCUUUUCCGUGGCACCCUUGAACCCGUUGAGAAGUCGCUCCGUGAUGCAAAGAUGGACAAGUCCCAGAUCCACGACAUCGUCUUAGUCGGUGGGUCCACCCGUAUCCCGAAGAUUCAAAAACUCCUUCAAGACUUCUUCAAUGGAAAAGAACUCAACAAAUCCAUUAACCCUGACGAGGCUGUAGCCUACGGUGCAGCUGUACAAGCUGCUAUCCUCCAUGGAGAUAAGUCUGAGGAAGUACAAGACCUUCUUCUUUUGGAUGUCACUCCACUUUCACUUGGUAUUGAAACGGCUGGUGGUGUCAUGACAGCUCUCAUCAAGCGUAAUACAACCAUUCCCACCAAACAAACGCAGACCUUCACUACAUACGCCGACAACCAGCCUGGUGUAUUGAUCCAGGUCUACGAAGGUGAACGAGCCAUGACUAAGGACAACAACCUUCUUGGAAAGUUCGAACUUAGUGGAAUUCCACCUGCUCCCCGAGGCGUUCCUCAAAUUGAAGUAACCUUUGACAUCGAUGCCAAUGGUAUCCUUAACGUCUCUGCGGUUGACAAGUCAACUGGAAAGGAAAAUAAGAUCACUAUUACUAACGACAAGGGUCGUCUCAGCAAGGAAGAUAUUGAGAGGAUGGUCAACGAAGCUGAAAAAUACCGCAGCGAAGAUGAGAAACAGAAGGAAACCAUCUCAGCUAAGAAUGGUCUAGAGUCUUACUGCUUCAAUAUGAAGAGCACAGUAGAGGACGAGAAACUCAAGGACAAACUGAGCGCAAGCGAUAAGCAGGUUGUUCUCGACAAAUGCAACGACAUCAUCAAGUGGCUCGACGCCAACCAGUUGGCUGACAAAGAAGAAUACGAACAUAAACAAAAAGAGUUGGAAAGCAUCUGCAAUCCCAUCGUGACCAAGCUCUACCAAGGCGCAGGCGGAGUCCCCGGAGGAAUGCCUGGUGGCUUCCCAGGAGCUGGUGGUGCUGCUCCCGGAGCCGGUGGUGCAGCUCCAGGUGCUGGUGGAGCAUCCGGACCUACCAUCGAAGAAGUCGAUUAAACCCACAUCUCAGUUUUCACUGGACACUGCCUUGAAUUUGCUCCACUUGUGGAUACCGGGGAAUAAAUAAACGAACAUGCAAGAAUUAGAA